Molecule: messenger RNA, 1653 nt
Organism: Paramecium pentaurelia
Lineage: Eukaryota; Ciliophora; Oligohymenophorea; Peniculida; Parameciidae
Source: the annotation of a GenBank genome assembly
AAUGGAGUAACCAGAUGCUUCAUCUAUUGCAUAAAAUAACUUGACUGGACUAGCAACAGUGCAUGGAGGAAAUGAAUAAAACAAAUUACUUCAUAAAUUAAGUGAUUAAAGUAGUCCUAUGAAAACAGACAUUUAGAUAAAUCCAAAUAAAGAAAUAUAUACAGAGGAAGAAAUGAAGAACUUUACAAAAAGAGGAAUAAUUUCAUUGAUAGGAGGUGUAAUUUUACAUAUAGAAUUGGGAACUUUUUAUGUUUGGGGUUCAAUUAGUAAUAAAUUAAAAAUAAUUUUUUUUUAGGUCCAUAUGUUUGUGCUUGGAUGAGAGAAAAAGAUACUGGAGUAACACUAAAUUUUAUGGCUAUCAUCUUUCCAAUCCUAGGAGUAAUAACAAUGUCAGUCCUUUCAUUUGGUAUAAAGAUUGCUGAGAAAAUUGGAUUUAAAGUGACAAUAGGGAUAGGAUCAUUUACUAUUGCAUUAGCUUUCUUGAUAAUAUCAUUUAUCUAAGAAAUAGGAGGAUUCAUAGCAGUGUAUUGUAUAAUGGUUGGUAUUUCUGGAGGGUUAUUGUAUAUGUUACCAAUUAUUUGUGGAUGGAGAUACUUCCCUAAUAGAAGAGGUUUAGUAUCAGGAUUAACAAUUGGUGGAUAUGGAUUUGGAUCAUUUAUAUUCAAUUUUGUAUGCAAAGCAAUAGCAAAUCCUAACAAUAUAAAGCCAUCAGUAAUAGAAGUUGAAGAUGGAAAAGAUGUGAAAUACUUUGAUAGUCAAGUAGGAGAUAAUGUACCAUUGAUGUUACAAGUACUUGCUGCAAGCUAUUUUGGAUUGGGAAUUAUAGCAACAAUAAUGGUUAGAUAUCCAUCUGAAAUUGAUCCUGAUAAAAUGUUAGCUACUUUAGAAGCAGAAGAAAAAAAGAAAAGAAAAGAGGGUGCUCCUGCUCCUGCUCCUCCAGUUUUACCUGCUCAUAAAGAAUGUGUCGAAGUGUAAUAUAUAAUAUUUAUAUUUUUUAGUUCUAGAGGUAUGAAACAUCCAUCUUUUAUAAUUCUCCAAUUGAUUGUUUUGAUGUCUUGUACUUUUGGUAUGUUGAUAUCUAAUUGUUAUAAAUAUUAUGGAUUAGAAUUGGGAAUUGAUGAUGCUACAUUAACAGCUACUGGUUCAGUUGCAGGAGUAAUGAAUGGAUCAUCAAGAUUCUUCUGGGCCACUUUAACAGAUAAGACAUCAUACAAAUUCACUUUUACUCUCAUAUCAAUUCUCAAUCUAAUAACUACUGCCAUUUUACCAUAUAAUAAAGAUGGAAUUGGAUAUCUCUUAUUGAUUGCUGUAGUCUAUCUUGCAGAAGGUGGAUUAUUGGCAACAUAUCCAGUUAUUUGUGCAAAAAUUUAUGGAAAGAAAAUUGGAGGUUUGAUGUAUGGUUUCAUGUUCUUUUUUGUUGGAGUAUCAAAUAUGAUUGGAUAUAUAUUAUAUGCUUUUGCAAGAAAGAAGAUUAAAUGGGAAGGAGUAUUUUGGAUUUGUUUUGCAUUGAAUGUUAUUGGAAUUGUUUUGGGUUUGAUACUUAAGGAAGUUGGAUAUGAUUGGAGAGAUUAGGCAGUCAUUGAUGCAGAGAAAGAAAAAGAGAGGGAGUUACAAAACAAAGGAUAAUUGGCUGCAUUUUAAAAUUGAAUUAGU